Messenger RNA from Benincasa hispida (wax gourd), 1671 nucleotides. It is a transcript of the gene HCC2, whose product is annotated as Thioredoxin superfamily protein. NCBI's taxonomy places the organism in Eukaryota, Viridiplantae, Streptophyta, Magnoliopsida, Cucurbitales, Cucurbitaceae. Gene Ontology annotation, biological process: mitochondrial respiratory chain complex IV assembly. The record is from RefSeq and is a predicted model, not a curated record.
AGAAAUGGCAUGAAAAUAGAACCAAAACUGAUACCAAACGGAGCUUAACGAUUCUGUUCCUUCUUGGUCUGAGUUAGGGCCGGGGGAAGGUGGAGGAAGCCGCAGUCCGGCAUCGAACUCUUGCAAUCAGGGGGAGGAAGAUUCUGUUGCAGAAAAUUGUUUUCCUAAAAAGUCAAAUUCUAUGCCGAUUGGGAUGAUUUUUGGAGGUAAUAACCCACCUUGGGGAGAAAGGCAACUCUGGAGAUUAAAGACAGAAGGUGACUUUCAGUCGAUUUGAUUAACGAUUGACAUGGGUUUUUGGUUCAACCCACCAUUCUUGAGAACCUCAUAAAAAAGUCUCUCCACUCAAGAAAUAAUGCUCACUUUUCGGACUAUUUUUUCAUACCACUCCCGUCAGACUCGAUCUCUACUUCAGAGGUUACAUCCAUUGAUUAGUGUUCGGUCCUGCAAAUAUUCCUCAUCAUCAAAAUACAGUAAGGAAAGACCGGAAAUCCAUCAUCUUCUUUCUGUAGAUGCACAUACUUCUCCUUCAUGGGCUACUUAUAUCAUUCCAGCUGCGGUGAUGGGUUUUGUUGGGUUAGCAGCCUUUGUUCAUUAUAAUGAUGAGAGAAGAGCUGUCUUAAAAGGACAGGGAAACACAUCUGUAAACGUAGUUAAAGGACCAGUUAUUGGGGGCCCUUUUUCUCUUAUUGAUACAGAGAAACGAAUUGUAACUGAGAAAGAUCUUCGUGGGAAUUGGACUCUCCUCUACUUUGGCUACACGUCGUCUCCUGAUGUUGUGCCAGAGCAACUCCAGAUUAUAUCCAAGGCUAUAGACAUAUUAGAGUCUAGACAUAACCUCAAGGUUCUACCUGUAUUUGCGACAAUUGAUCCACAGCGGGAUAACCCGUCACAUCUUCGUGCUUACCUUAAAGAGUUUGAUCCAAGAAUUAUAGGAUUGACUGGGCCAGUUGCAGCAGUAAGGCAAAUGGCACAGGAAUACCGUGUUUACUUUAAGAAGAUUGAAGAGGAAGGCAAUGAUUAUCUUAUCGAUUCUUCACACAAAAUGUAUUUGUUGAGUCCAAACCUGGAGGUUCUGAGAUGCUUUGGAAUCGAGUAUAAUGCUGAAGACCUACCACAAGCCAUACUGAAUGCACUUCAGAAAACUCCUUAAUAACGACCUACAGGUCUUCAAGUUCUCUCCUAUGCGUUCCUAUUUGUUCCAAGUUUCUUUCUAGUCAUCGAGUGAAAGUAUUUGAGAUGUUGGGCUUAACUUUAGUACCUGAAUUUCAAACCUUUAGAAGUCCAUUAGUACUUAGUAAUAUAAUAGUGUAAACAGAAAAGACAAUUUUUUGUUCAAUUGUUUCAACUUUAUAACUUGGGUUGAGAUGAAUCAUAUAGCAUCACUACAAUCCGCUGAACUCCCCAGCUUGCUUGCUUCAGUUAUCUGAUAAAGUUUUAUUCGGCUGGGAUGAGAUGCAAAAGCUACAUAACAUUUCAGAGAAAGAUGCAAACAAAGCUUCAUCUUCUGUGUCCCCUUUUCUUCAUUACAUAAAUGUGCACCCCAUUAUCACGAAGAUAAGGGGGAAUGACACACAGCAAGGGCAUGUUGUCCAAAAUAACUUCUAUUUUGAAAUAGGUUUGAUUAUGAUUUUAUGAUUUAGAGAUGGUGAUUGACUGCAGUCUUGAACC